Messenger RNA from Osmerus eperlanus (European smelt), 1472 nucleotides. RefSeq names its product myoblast determination protein 1 homolog 1. The coding region runs from base 140 to 955 and encodes 271 amino acids. Gene Ontology annotation, molecular function: RNA polymerase II cis-regulatory region sequence-specific DNA binding; protein dimerization activity; DNA-binding transcription factor activity, RNA polymerase II-specific. Lineage: Eukaryota; Metazoa; Chordata; Actinopteri; Osmeriformes; Osmeridae. The transcript has 3 exons. Gene Ontology annotation, biological process: regulation of transcription by RNA polymerase II; positive regulation of skeletal muscle fiber development; muscle organ development. The record is from RefSeq and is a predicted model, not a curated record.
CAAGGGCAUUUCAGUCAAAACAAGUUUACCAUUAGCAAAUAAAAAAAGAGUUCAUUUUAGGUAAGAAACCUACACGAAAUAAAUAAGAGUUGAAAAGGGCCUGUUUUACAUUUCCUACAGAAUAUUUUUACAGAAAACCAUGGAGUUGCCGGAUAUUCCUUUUACCUCUGCAGAUGAUUUUUACGACGACCCUUGUUUUAAUACAAGUGACAUGCAGUUCUUUGAAGACCUCGACCCGAGACUGGUGCAUGUUGGUCUUCUAAAGCCGGAGGAUCACCAUCACAACGAGGACGAGCAUAUUCGAGCUCCGAGUGGGCACCACCAGGCUGGCAGGUGCCUGUUAUGGGCAUGCAAAGCCUGCAAAAGGAAGACCACCAAUGCAGACCGUAGGAAAGCUGCUACUAUGCGGGAGAGGAGGAGACUUGGCAAGGUCAAUGACGCAUUCGAGACCCUGAAAAGAUGUACCUCCACGAACCCAAACCAGAGGCUCCCCAAAGUAGAAAUACUGCGUAAUGCCAUCAGCUAUAUCGAGUCCCUCCAGGCCUUGCUUCGGGUCGGACAGGAGGAGAACUAUUACCCCGUUCUGGAUCACUAUAGUGGAGACUCAGAUGCGUCCAGUCCUCGCUCCAACUGCUCUGACGGCAUGAUGGACUUUAAUGGGCCUUCAUGUCCACCAAGACGAAGAGACAACUAUGAUCGCACCUAUUUUAACGAAGCACCAAAUGAUUCCAGAACCAAGAACUCUGUAAUUUCCAGUUUAGACUGUUUAUCAAGCAUCGUCGAGCGAAUUACAACGGAUACUUCAAGCUGCCCCGCAGUACAGGAGGGGUCCGACUGUAGCCCUUGCUCCCCUCAAGAGGGUUCUGUCGUUAGUGAGACUGGAGCACCCACACCGUCUCCAACCAACUGCGUCCCGGCAUCGCAUGACCCCAACACUGUCUACCAGGUGUUGUGAGAAUCCCAUGGAUUCUGAGAGAGAAGCACCGGGGGACAAAACUUUUUGAACAUUCUUGAGAACAAAUGUAUUCCUGAUUCAGUAUGGAAUUUCUACGCCAUAGGUCAAUUGUUUGCCAUAGAUCGCUGGCUACGAGGCAAUGGUGAAGUUACCAGGCUUUGGCAAAGCGACCACAUUCUUAAAACAGCCUAAAUUAGGUCUAUAUUGAAAUGUUUAGGCCUGUCAGCGAUGCUAUUGAUUCAGGAAUAGCAGUAAUACCAAGUGAAAUAAUCUUAAUAGCCUACAGUGGACUUUUUUGUUAUGUUUCCUGAUUCCAGUUGGUUAAAAUUGCAUUUUAAAGACAAAACAAUCCGGAAAAUGAGGACCAUUUUGUAUAUUUGUAAAUAAGUUGUCAGAAAAAAUAAUAUGCAGAAUCGUAUGCUUAUUUAAUUGCUUGUUCAAACGAAGUCUUGGAUUGUUGUGUACAAUGUUUAACUAUAGGCCUAUUUAUAAUGGCCGGGUUUCCCAGAUUCGUUAA